Cadophora gregata is the source of this 1686-nucleotide messenger RNA. RefSeq lists its product as uncharacterized. The transcript has 4 exons. The coding region runs from base 1 to 1686 and encodes 561 amino acids. Gene Ontology annotation, molecular function: pyridoxal phosphate binding; molybdenum ion binding; oxidoreductase activity. NCBI's taxonomy places the organism in Eukaryota, Fungi, Ascomycota, Leotiomycetes, Helotiales, Ploettnerulaceae. The record is from RefSeq and is a predicted model, not a curated record.
AUGGCGCCCAUUCCACCCCAAGACCUCAACGUCCCUUGGCACAAAGACACCGUCCUCCAACUCCGCACCAGCAAAAUGAAACCUAUGCACAACCUCUCCAUCAGCACAGGUAUCUACAAGCAGCCACGUACCACCCGCGUCUUUUGCAGUUUCACCGGCCUCGCCGACGACGAGCACGACCUGACUUUCCACGGCGGUGUCGACAAAGCCGUGCACCAGUACUACCCCAGACAUUAUCCGUCCUGGAAGUCCGACUUCCCCUCUGCCGCCUCUGCUUUUGAAGUGGGUGGUUUCGGCGAGAAUGUAGUGAGUGAGGUUAUGAAUGAGAGGAAUGUGUGUAUUGGGGAUGUGAUCAGGAUCGGGGAGGUGCUGCUGCAGGUUAGUUUGCCGAGACAGCCGUGCUUCAAGUUGAAUCAUCGGUUUGGACUCAAGGCCUUUACCAGCCAGACUUGGAAGAAGAGUCGCACGGGGUGGUAUUAUAGAGUGCUUGAGGAGGGGUGGAUGGGCAUGGGUGAUAGGAUUGAGCUUGUGGAGAGGAGGCAUGAGGAGUGGACGAUUGAGAGGGUGCAGGAGUAUUUGCAUAGGGAUAAGGGGAACUUGGAGAUGUUGACAAAGCUCGAGCAAAUUCCCGAAUUCGGAACUGAGUGCAAAACAGCUUUCAAACGCAUGAUCGCCACUCUCCUCGCCGCCGAAGCCGAGAAGAACAAGCCCAAAGAACCAGAAAAGUGGGAACAAUACACACUCGUCGAGAAGAAUAAAGAAACUCCUCGCAUCACUUCCUUCGUUUUCUCCAAACCCGGUUCAGAGGAAACCAAAACCAGAGAUCUCGAUCCGGGGUGUUUUGUGAGACUAAAGCUACCGAAUGAAUUGUUGAGAUCGUAUUCGAUUGUUAGUGGCUCAAAGGAUAGAUUUAGGCUGGGUAUUGCAAGGGAUGAGAAGAGUCGUGGAGGAUCGAAAUAUUUGCAUGAGAAUUUGGAGGUUGGUGAUGAGAUAGAGGUGGGAAAGAUUAUGGAGAGCGUGCCGAUUAAGGGGCAGUCUUCGAACCACAUAUUCAUCGCCGGCGGAAUAGGCAUUACUGCCUUCCUCGCCCACGUUGACAUCUACGCGAAGAUCAACUGGAACUACAUCGUGCACUUCGCUAUACGAUCAGCAGAGGAUGUUCCGUUCAAGGAACGAAUCGAGAAACUGCGAGAUCAAGGACGUAUGGUACUGUAUGAUGGGAAGAAAGGCGAGAGGAUGGAUGUAGCGAAAAUACUCGGGGAGAGAACCUGGGGAAGUGCGGUGUAUGUUUGUGGACCGAGGAAAUUGAUUGAUGGGGUAAGAGAGGUGGUUGAGAGGCUUGGGAUCGGGGAGGAUGAGGUGCAUUUUGAGGCUUUUCAAGCUGACAAUACCGGUGAUCCUUUCACUGCGGAAAUCGUAAGUACUAGCGAGGAAGACCAGAAUGAAGAAGGAAAGAGUAAAACAAUCGAUGUCCCAGGAGAUAAGACGCUUUUGCAGUGUAUUCGUGACGCUGGCUUUGAGAUCGACAGCAGUUGCGAGGUGGGGAAUUGUGGUGCUUGUAGGGUUACAGUUACGGAGGGAGAAGUCGAGCAUAGGGGGAGUGCGUUGAGUAAGGAGGAUAAGGAGGAGGGCGGGAUGUUAAGUUGUGUUAGUCGUGGGGUGGGGAGGUUGAGGAUUGAAUGGUAG